Messenger RNA from Schistosoma margrebowiei, 381 nucleotides. Lineage: Eukaryota; Metazoa; Platyhelminthes; Trematoda; Strigeidida; Schistosomatidae. The record is from the annotation of a GenBank genome assembly.
AUGGCAUUAUUACAAACGUAUGAUGUAAUAGCUCAAGAAGUUUAUGGCCCUGAAGCUAUUCGUGUCACUCCACCACCACUGUCAUCAUUUUUAAAUGGUGAUGAAGAUGAUCAUAUGGAAUCAGAUACAGAUCAACCACAAGUGACACGUGUACGUUUGGUACAAUUUCAAAAGAAUACAGAUGAACCAAUGGGUAUUACAUUAAAGCUAAAUGAAGAGAAUAAGUGUAUUGUUGCAAGGAUUCUACACGGUGGAAUGAUACAUCGACAAGGUACUUUACAUGUUGGAGAUGAGCUACGUGAGAUUAAUAAUGAACCGGUAGCUGAUCGAUCUGUUCAACAUUUACAACGUUUAUUGGUUAGUUUACAGAAACUACUUUGA